AUGUCUAUGGACCUGGACCCCGUUCCAGGUCUUCCUCUCCUGACCACUCUAUACUGUAACUCUACGACUGUCAAGAAAAAGACCACCGUCAAAUGUGCGUUCCCCGAUGAGCUCUACACCAAGAAAGCGUUUUAUGGAGGACCAAUUGGCGCAGGACUUGGUGCUGUUGAGAUAGCAAUCCUUGCUGUUUUCGUUUUACUUUGCUUCAAAAUCAAGCAUGACAUCACCAAAACGUUUCUGGCAAUCGUCUACAUUCCCCUUGGACUGUCUUCAAUUUGCAAAGUGGCGUUGGCAAUCUACAGUAUCUAUGAGGGACCUUUUGGAUGGUGGUGGUCGGUCCUUCUGAUGUUCUUCAACUUCUUGUACACAACCUCAGUUCUCUGUACCAGCAUUGGAUCUGUCAUCUUCCUGGCUGCUCUGAUUGUGGUUGCUAGACGACGUGAGAACGUCAACAUCUGUGAAACUUGGAUCUCCUACACCGCUGUCCUCUUCUUCUCUGUUCUCCUAUCUGGAUCCUACCACUUCAUCGCAUACCAAUGGAAUCAACUCCCAGCUUCUGGAUUGUUCUUCACCUAUGUGCUUUGCACUAUUGGAAUCAUUGCUGAACUACUUGUGUGCCUUUGCGUUGGUUUGAUGUGCAAGGCAAAACCAGCUCCCGGUACUACUGUAGUCGUUGUAACUGGUGAUCCAGUAGUCGACGACGCAAGAACCAGACUCGCAUUUGGCGCUCUCGCUGUGCUUAUGAUGAACAUCCCACAGGGGUUUGAGAUCUAUGUGAAGAUCACCGAGCUUUUCACACCAUUCCUCUGGGACUCCGAUGCUCAGAAAAAAGCCUUCUACACAGCUCAAUCUAUUCAACUUAUGAACUUCGACCUCGUCCGUCUGUUCCUGAGUUUGUUUAUGCUUGUUCCUCUUUUCAUCACCGUCACCGGAAGAUUCGCCAUCGGACUCUUGAUCACCCGCAAGCCCCACCCGACGCCACAAGCUAAGGCUACAGCUACAGUCAACAAAGUGUUCGUCGCCAGCCAGAACCAACCACUUCUAAUGGAAACUGGAGAGAAGAAGACGCCACCACCACCAACUCCACCCAACAGACCAGUCGAACAUCCAGUCCCUGCUCCGAUCUCUGCUCCAAUCACUCAACAGCCUCCUCUCGUUCCAAUUCCUCAUCAGGUCCCAGUCCAUCAGCCUCAACAUCCACACCAACCUGCUCCACCAAUGUAUCCUGGAAUCGGAUUUGCUCCUGGAAUGCUACAACUGCCCAAUAACAUGCAGACUACAAUCGUCUACACACCAUCAAUGGGAUAUGAGAAUGUGAACGGACAGAUGCAUGUGGAACAGUUCAGAUAG
This is a messenger RNA of Caenorhabditis briggsae, 1350 nucleotides long. The coding region runs from base 1 to 1350 and encodes 449 amino acids. The transcript has 4 exons. The record is from RefSeq and is a predicted model, not a curated record. Lineage: Eukaryota; Metazoa; Nematoda; Chromadorea; Rhabditida; Rhabditidae.